Messenger RNA from Sarcophilus harrisii (Tasmanian devil), 2675 nucleotides. Its product is annotated as zinc finger protein 345. The record is from RefSeq and is a predicted model, not a curated record. Bases 1 to 2568 code for a protein of 855 amino acids. Gene Ontology annotation, biological process: regulation of transcription by RNA polymerase II. NCBI's taxonomy places the organism in Eukaryota, Metazoa, Chordata, Mammalia, Dasyuromorphia, Dasyuridae. The transcript has 6 exons. Gene Ontology annotation, molecular function: DNA-binding transcription factor activity, RNA polymerase II-specific; RNA polymerase II cis-regulatory region sequence-specific DNA binding.
AUGGAGGCGGGGUUGUUGGUUUGGGCUUGGCGUGCCUGGCGACAGGAAAGAAAACGCCUCUGCCUUACCGCAGCAUGUCCUGGGCAUGCGCACAAGUCUUCAUCCCGGCCUCCACCUUCCGCCGUCCGUCGGAAAGGGCGGGACUUUUCACAGCAGGUACCAAAACACUGCAUCUCGGGAGUUGUGGAAACUUGCGGGCGAAUAACCGGAAGGGGCGGAGAUAAUAACUCUGACGUUUCUUCCGGUUCCUCUCAGCUGUCACUGGGACAGCCCGGCCUCAUGGACUUGCUUUGUGUCUCCUCCGCCUUCCCUGACCCCGGAGCGGGGGCUCCUGCGGCCUUCGGCUCUCCCUCCGCCCCGACGUCUCCCGCGGCUCCUUUCUACUCCUACAGCCGCGGAGAGCUGAGUUGCCCCCGGGGGUCGGGGGUCUGUGCUGAGCGGAGCCGGCUGCCGGACCGUGCCUCGGGCGAUUCUCUUGGCAGGGAAGGAGAGCUUCUGCUGCUCCUGAGCGCCCUCCCGCCGCGUCCGGGCCAGGCUCCCCUCGGCCUGUGUCGGGAAUGGGCUGGAAGCGCAAGUGCUGCUCGUGCGCCUGGUCCUGGAAGCGGGGCCGAGUUAUUGGGGAGCGCGGGAGGGCUAGUUGUGGCCAGGGACAGCCUAACUCUUGUCUCUGAUCGCUUUCUUUCCCAGUUCUGCCCCGUGAGCCCUCUGUCUUCUCCCGGGAGCGGCAUGGCUCCGGUGUUCGGGACCGCUCCGGGCUACAGAGUCCAACAAGAAUUGGUGACAUUCAAGGAUGUAGCUGUGGACUUUACCCAGGAAGAGUGGAGAAACCUGGAUCCUUGGCAGAAGGAGUUAUACAGGGAUGUGAUGCUGGAGAAUUAUAGGAACCUUGUCUUCCUAGGACUUACAGUUUGGAAACCAGAUGUGAUCUCCCACUUGGAAGAAGAUAAAGGACCCUGGAUGCAGGACAGGGAAGUACUAACAACCAUCAGUCCAGAUUGGAAAACUAGUCCUGAAACCAAGGAACCAACUUAUGAAAAAUUGAGAAGGAAUGAUUCUCAUAUUCCUAAAUUGGGAGAAUCCUGGGAAUAUUAUAUAGGAUUGGAGGGAAUGAAGCAGGAGAUACAUUCUGGAAUUCCUACUGGAAAAAAACUUCAUAAAAGUCAUGAAUACAUAAAAGCCAUCUGGAGUACACACCUUGUUGAAUGUCAGACAAUUCAUAGUAGGAAAAAGCCUUAUGAAGAUAACGAUUGUAGGAAAGUCUUACCUUCCAGCUCAUUCUUUAUCCAACAGCAGAUCCUACAUACUGCAGAGAAACCUAAAGAAUGUGGAAAGACAUUUUGUUGGGACUCACAAUCUACCCGACAUAAAAGACUUCAUACUGGAGAGAAGUUUUAUGAAUAUCAUGUGUAUCCAGUAGAAUUCUCCUAUAGGCAGUACUUUAACAACCAUCAGAAAAUUCAUAAUAGAGAGAAGCGUUAUGAAUGUAAUCAUUGUGGGAAGGCCUUCCGUUGGAGAUCACAGUUAACUGCACAUCAGAGAAUUCAUACUGGAGAGAAACCUUAUGUAUGUAACUAUUGUGGAAAGGCCUUCUGUAGGAGAUCACAAUUAACUGUCCAUCAGAGAAUUCAUACUGGAGAGAAGCCUUACAAGUGUAAUGAGUGUGGAAGGGGAUUCCGCCAUAGUACAGAGCUAAAUCUUCAUCAGAGAAUUCAUGCUACAGAGAAGCCUUACACAUGUAACAAUUAUGUGAAGGUCUGCAACCAAAAUUCAGACUUUAUGCUACAUCAUAGAAUUCAUACUGGAGAAAAUCCUUACGAAUGUAACUAUUGUGGAAAGGCCUUCAAUCAGAGUUCACAGUUAACUCGACAUCAGAGAAUUCAUACUGGAGAAAAGCCUUAUGAGUGUAAUUAUUGUGGGAAGGCCUUUCGCCAGAGUUCACAUUUAACUCGGCAUCAGAGAAUUCAUACAGGAGAAAAACCUUACAAGUGUAAGGAUUGUGGGAAAGGCUUUCACCAGCGUUCAGAGUUAAUCCCACAUCAGAGAAUUCAUACUGGAGAGAAACCUUAUGAAUGUAAUUAUUGUGAGAAGGCCUUCCAUCGGAGUUCACAAUUAACUCGACAUCAAAGAAUUCAUACUGGAGAAAAACCUUACAAGUGUAACUACUGUGGAAAGGCUUUCCACCAGAGUUCACAGUUAACUCUUCAUCAAAGAAUUCAUACAGGAGAGAAGCCUUAUAAAUGUAAAGAUUGUGAGAAAGCCUUCCACCGCAGUUCAGAAUUAACUCUGCAUCAAAGAAUUCAUACUGGAGAAAAGCCUUAUAAAUGUAAGGAUUGUGGGAAGGCUUAUAACCGGAAUUCAGAGUUAACUUUACACCAGAGAAUUCAUACUGGAGAGAAGCCUUAUGAAUGUAAACACUGUUCAAAAACCUUCCGCCAAAGUUCACAUUUAAAUCGACAUCAGAGAAUUCAUACAGGAGAGAAACCUUAUAAAUGUAACUAUUGUGGGAAAGCCUUCCGCAACAAAGAACAUCUUAUCAUACAUCAGAGACUUCAUACUGGAGCCUUAUGAGUGUCAUGAAUUUGGGAAAUUUUUCCAUAAGAAUUUAUAAUUAAUUCUAUUUUAGAGUAUUCAUACUGGAGAGUAGCAAUAAACAUAAACUGAUUGUGGAAAACCUA